Molecule: messenger RNA, 2297 nt
Organism: Mustela erminea (ermine)
Lineage: Eukaryota; Metazoa; Chordata; Mammalia; Carnivora; Mustelidae
Gene: C1H3orf52
Product: chromosome 1 C3orf52 homolog
Exons: 6
Coding region: 779-1435 (218 amino acids)
Source: RefSeq, a predicted model, not a curated record
UUACUGACAUCAGCCCUUUUAAUCCUGGCAACAGCUCCAUUACGUAGGCACUAACACGCUGCCAACUUUACAGACAAGAAAGCUGGCAGGAAGGGUGAAGCCCAGGGUCUCCCUGUAGGCACCGUGUGAAAGGGGAUUCGCCCGGGCAGCCUGGGUCCAGAGCCUGCCCUCCCCUCCACCACCCCAUCCUGUGCUCUGCACCCCAUCCCGUCUCUUUGCCUGCCUCUGGACUCAUACAGGGAAGGCGUCAUUUAUUUUCCACCCGCUCGGAACCUCGCACGAUGCCUGGCACGCAAGAGAUGCCUCGGAGUUCCUUGCUGAUGAAAUGAAUGAACUUCUGCUAGGCAGAGAAAGCCGGGCAAGCCCUGGCAGCAGGUGGCUCCUGGAGGCGGAACGUCCACUUUCCUCCGCGGGCACCGCGCUGCCGGGCCCAUCCCGGCCACAGCCGCCACCCGGCCGGGCCCUCGGCUCCGCUUCUGCUCCGGAUCUGCGCGAAGUGGGAAAGGCCGCGCCGGCAGCGCCCUGAACAAACCAGAAAAACAGCCCUCCUCUGCUCCGCUCGCGAGCCCACAGUAGGCGCGGCGGCUCUACCCCGCAGGGGCCUGGGGCGCCUCCCCAGCGCCAGCGGCGCCCCGCCCCGCCCGCCGCCCGAGGUCGGCGGCGCCGCGCCCGCGGGGGGCGGAGAGCGAGCCGCGCGGGAGUCCCCUCUGCACUCUGCACCCUUGCGUGUGUCCGCCCUGCUGCCCGCGGGCCGCUCAGCGCUCCUCUCUGCCUGUCCAUGGAAGGAGCCAGAGCCCCGUCGCCGCGGGAAGACCUGGAGCUCCUGGCGCUCGGAGGAGGGCAGCCCGACGAGCAGAAGCCUCUCAAUGGAACCGUCCAGGUCAUCCCUCUUUCGGUGGAGGAGCCCUGCCCAGCCCAGGAGAAGGAGGAGAACCCUUGGAGUUCCUGUAAUAAGAAAUUGAUUGGAGAGUGCAAACUGUGGAUGGUCAUCGCCUCUGUUUUCCUAGGUCUCAUUAUAGUCAUCAUCAUAAGCUUAUGUCUUAUUGGAGUAACUUACAUUGAUGAAGAUGAAAAUGAAAUACUUGAGUUAUCAUCGAAUAAAACCUUCUUGGUCGUGCUCAAGAUUCCGGAGGAGUGCGCUGCUGAGGAAGAAUGGCCUCACCUGCUCAUGGAGAGGCUGACCCAUGUGUAUGCGUCAUCCCCAUCGCUGAGCCAUUGUUUUACUUCAGUGGAAAUGACGGACUUCAGCGGUGAAAAUGCCACGGUAGCCUUCCACCUGCAAUUUGGGGUUCCUUCGGAAGAUGACGAUUUUAUGAAGUACAGGAUGAAUAAGGAGUUGGUGCGGGGCGUUUUACUACAGAAUCUGCAUGAUCAGGGAGUGUCUGGCUGUGAGACUUUGGGACUGGACCCAGCAUCCCUCUUGCUCUAUGAAUGAAGGGAGGAUGUUGGUGUGUGUCCAAAGGCAGUGCUCCACUGAGUUUGGGGAAGAGAGAAUUUACAUUGUUUUCCAGAGAAGAUCCUGAAAAUUACCACAGAAGGCCUGGCAAUGCCUGGAGGGGUGGAGACCAUCCUUUUUCUCCUGACUCUGCAUUUCUGAAGUCUGGACUCUGUGAGCUCCAGCUCUGUGAGCUCCCCUCGCGGGGUCUAGUCUUGGCAAAGACAGGAAGCCUGUUUGGUUGGGGGUGACGGGGAAGGUGGGUGGGCCUUGCAGUGCGGGAUCACUGCCAGUUGCCUCCACCCACAGGUGCAUACUUUCUCUUUAGGGCGAAGGUGACCUUUCAGGCAGGAUCCCCCAACCCGUGCUGGUGGAAAGAGUGGGCAGGCAGGAGGUGAGGGACAACUGAGCCAAUCUCUCGAUGAAGGCCUCCUCCCACUCCCAUUGUGGUAUUUGAUCUACCUCUGAGCAAGACUGUGAGAAAGGCACUUUACCCAACAAAGCAGCAAAGUUCUGUGUCUAAUUCCAUAAACUGGAGCUGCCUCUCUUAGCAAACCAGCCUCAGGCACAUCAUCCAAUAUUACUGUGUCACAUGUGGCUACAGAAAUAUGGUGUGUGUUUCUUACUUCUCAUCACCUCAUUGCUCUGGUGACUCUUGAACACUGCCUUUGGAAACAUGGGUCCCUGUGUGUUUUGAGUUUUGGACACACUGCUGUCCUUGGGGAUGGUUUGACCUUUAAGAGUUUCUAGACUUCAUCAGAGGAUUGUUAAGGCUGCUAACCAUGUGCACGCUGGUGCCUGGCUUUUUCUUGUCUCAUGUGACUAGCCUUCUUCUAAAACUCAGUGUCUUCAGGCAUUGGAU